AUGCCGUGGAAAGACCGCUUCAACCAAAUCAAGAAUGAAUUCAACGGAAUGAUCGGUGGCGGUAGCCAACAGCAACAGCCGCCGCCCCAGCAGUACCUCCAGCAGCAGCAGUAUCCGCCUCCGCCGCCUCCGCCGGGGAAUUACCCCGGAAACAAUUCUCAGCAACACAGCGGAGCGCCGCCCCCCGUGCCUCCCCAUCCGGACAGUACCGGUCCGCCACCGGCGGUUCCGCAGCACCCGCCGCAGAACUCGCCCGUGUUCUGGCAGCCGCAGUUCCUCCCGCACGUUCCGAUUUCGCACGAGUGGGAUGCCAAGACGGGCCAUGCUACGGAUGGUUGGGGCAACCAUGAGCUGCAAAACUACACUGACCAGCCGCAGAAUGCAUUCCACACGCAAGACGGCAAACUGGUCCUACGCGCCAUCGCCAACAGCGGCGCCGGCGACGACCAGCAGUACACCUCGGCGCGCCUCGUCAGCAAGCAGAAGCUGACGCACGACCGCGGGGUGCUGUCGGCGGUGCUCCUCUCGCCGUGCGCCGAGGGCAUCUGGCCGGCGUUCUGGCUGCUCCCGCAGGAGCCCUUUCGCUGGCCGACCGACGGCGAGAUCGACAUUGCCGAGACGUGGAACGGCGACGGCGAGAACCACAGCUGCCUGCACUGGGGCCAGCACGACCAGCCGGACCGGCACCGCGUGCGCGGCACGCGCAUCCCGGACAUGCGCAACCGGCCCGUCCGGUACGACCUGGCGUGGGACCAGCCCGGGGGCAAGGCGGGGCAGGGACGCCUGCUGUGGUACAUUGACGGACGGCCGGUGAUGAAGGCGACGGUGCCCGAGGGCACGCGGCCGCUGCGGGACAUGACGGUGCUGCUGAAUGUCGCCAUGGGCGGCGAUGUGUGCAAGGGCAAGACGCCGCGCGAUGGGGCGUAUGACUUGGUCGUGUUUGCGCUGUGGAUGGCGCAUGAGAUGGAGGGUGGCGGCUGGGGCCGUUUUGAAUAUGAUUGGGGGCAUCCUGCCGUGACGGAGGGUAAUACGUACUAG
Molecule: messenger RNA, 1038 nt
Organism: Cordyceps militaris CM01
Lineage: Eukaryota; Fungi; Ascomycota; Sordariomycetes; Hypocreales; Cordycipitaceae
Product: Concanavalin A-like lectin/glucanase
Exons: 2
Coding region: 1-1038 (345 amino acids)
Biological process (GO): carbohydrate metabolic process
Molecular function (GO): hydrolase activity, hydrolyzing O-glycosyl compounds
Source: RefSeq, a predicted model, not a curated record